This is a messenger RNA of Candoia aspera, 1632 nucleotides long. It is a transcript of the gene RNF24, whose product is annotated as ring finger protein 24. The record is from RefSeq and is a predicted model, not a curated record. Gene Ontology annotation, molecular function: zinc ion binding. The transcript has 6 exons. Lineage: Eukaryota; Metazoa; Chordata; Lepidosauria; Squamata; Candoiidae. Bases 90 to 578 code for a protein of 162 amino acids.
UUGGGGUGAGUGGAAUUGUUUCUUGGGUCCCAGCUGUACGGUGCUUCUUGCAAGGUGGCUGCGCUGUGGUUUGAAGCAUUCCUCCGCAGAUGUCCAUCUCCAUGCAGAUGACCAACUUGCUACCAUCCAUGAGCUCAGAUUUCCAGCAUUACAGUUUCAGGAUGCCAAACAUUGGAUUCCAGAACCUGCCUCUCAACAUAUACAUUGUGGUCUUUGGCACGGCUAUAUUUGUCUUCAUCCUUAGUUUACUCUUCUGCUGCUAUUUGAUAAGGCUAAGACAUCAAGCCCACAAGGAGCUUUACGCCUACAAACAGGUUAUCCUAAAGGAAAAGGUCAAAGAACUCAAUUUACACGAGAUCUGUGCUGUUUGUUUAGAAGAAUUCAGGCCCAAAGAUGAGCUGGGAAUAUGUCCAUGCAAACAUGCGUUCCAUAGGAAAUGCCUCAUUAAAUGGCUGGAGGUGCGGAAAGUGUGCCCCCUCUGCAACAUGGCCGUCCUGCAGCUGGCCCAGCUCCACAGCAAGCCGGAUCACCCCGGCCCCCCGCAGGAACCCCUGCCCGGGACAGCAAACAUCGUAUAGCUUCCCGCCAGCUGCGCCCUGCUCCUCCCGGACAGACUCCACCGACUCCUGCAGAGACUCGCCAACCUCUGGGCCUGCUGCUCACAGCCUCGGAGGAUCUUCCAGGAUCCCCUUUAUCUCAUGAAAAACGCCCGGGAGGCCCCUGAGGAAGAGGGGUGGAUGCUCCAGCUAGGGACACACCAAGAAAGGCCAGAGCAGCCCCGACGCAGGGAAGUGAGCGAGACUCCAGUUUUGUUUUUCUCUUACCUUUUUUUCUUUUUAUAAAUGCACUUUACCAAGAGACACGAGUAGAGGAGGCGAGCCGCCUGCCUUGGAUUUGGAUCAGGUAGUCAGCAAAGGAGAGAGAGAGUCUCCAAAGCCAAGAUGGGAGACACGGUGGGGAGCAAGCCGGGCACCAUGCAAGAGCCAAGGGGGCAUCUCCAUAUGGACAGGAUGCCCGUGGCGAAAGUGCCCUUUGAUUCCAGCGCCUGGGGGUCAGCUUUUACCAAAUGGUUUGUGGGUCCCAGCGCUGAACAGGGACAAGGGAAUCGUGGUGAGCCAGGAUGGGAAAACCUUUCAGGCAGCCCACGGAAUGGCACUGCAGUUCGCGCGGCCUCUGGACCGGUGAAGGAAUACCUCUAGAUCUUGGAGCCCGUGCCUUCCAGAUGGUGCGUGAGGAGCCAAGCUUGUGAAAAACGAGGGGGGGCUGCCAAACUGUGACCUGGGGGGCCUUGCACACCCACUUGAGCCUCAGAAAGGGAUUCCUCAAUGGCUGCUGAAAAGGGAAGGAGGGAGAAAUAGGUUCCCGCCAAUGCCGGCAACUUAAGGAGAAGUCAAAGGAACGGAUGAGGUCCCGUCCAGCUGAAAAAUUCCCUGAAUGUGACCAUGACGGACAACAGUCGACAGCAUCUCUCUCGUUCCCCAAAUGUGAAUCCCUUUCGAAUCAUUUGCCAGCGCAGAAGUGCGUCCAUGAAACUCGAGUGGAUUUGAUUUUCUUUCUCAAAUGUUAACUGAGACACCUUUGGGCCCUGAACUGGGUGUCUAACACAGUGUUUCUCAACCUUGGCAGCUUGAA